AUGUCUCCUGACACUAUUCGACUGGCCACUGGUCAUGAAAUGCCUUUGAUAGGCUUUGGACUAUGGAAGAUCCCUUCCAACCAGAAAGCUGAAUCUGUCUACAAUGCGAUCAAGAUAGGAUAUCGACUCUUUGACGGAGCGUAUGACUAUCAAAACGAAAAGGAGGCAGGUGAAGGGAUCCGGCGCGCUAUCAACGAAGGAAUAGUAACCCGUGAAGACGUCUUUGUCACGACUAAGCUAUGGAACAACUAUCACCGUAGAGAGCAUGCGCUAGUAAUGGCAAAAGCUCAGAAUGACGCCUGGGGUCUUGGAUAUAUCGAUUUAUACCUGAUACACUUCCCCAUCGCGACAAGCUACAUCCACCCAGAAUCACUCAACUACCCUUCAUGGUGGAUGGAUCAUGAGCAUAAGAUUGUAACGCCGCGGGCGGAAGUGCCCAUCCAUGAGACUUGGCAGGCGAUAGAAGAGGCUGUGGACGCAGGAAUCGUCAGAUCUAUCGGAAUCUCCAAUGCACAGGCGCAGAUGCUGUACGAUAUUCAGACAUAUGCCCGUCACCCAAUAUCCUCGUUACAAAUCGACCACCAUCCAUAUUUGGUACAGCAGGACCUCGUGCUGCUCUCGCAAGAAGCCAAAAUCGCGCUCACUGCAUACUCGUCGUUCGGCCCGCAGAGUUUCCUGGAAUUGCCGCCAGCAUUUCGCGCCCGUGCUAAGGAUGUUGCUUCCUUGUUUGAUGUGGAGGUGGUUAAGAAAGCGGCAGCAGCACAUCAAAAAACAGCAGCACAGGUGCUUCUGCGCUGGGCUACGCAGCGGAACAUCGCUGUGAUACCCAAAUCGAACAAUCCCCGUCGACUCCAAGAGAACCUUGAAGUGGGAGCGAGCAGUUUUGAUUUGACCAAAGACGAGAUUGAUGGCAUCACCGCACUCGACAGGGGGUUGAGGUUCAAUGACCCAGGCUUCUAUCUUCAGCAGCCCCUGAGGAUCUUUGCAUAG
Exophiala spinifera is the source of this 990-nucleotide messenger RNA. RefSeq lists its product as uncharacterized. Gene Ontology annotation, molecular function: aldose reductase (NADPH) activity. The transcript has 3 exons. The record is from RefSeq and is a predicted model, not a curated record. Gene Ontology annotation, cellular component: cytosol. NCBI's taxonomy places the organism in Eukaryota, Fungi, Ascomycota, Eurotiomycetes, Chaetothyriales, Herpotrichiellaceae. Bases 1 to 990 code for a protein of 329 amino acids.